Molecule: messenger RNA, 1992 nt
Organism: Sitodiplosis mosellana (orange wheat blossom midge)
Lineage: Eukaryota; Metazoa; Arthropoda; Insecta; Diptera; Cecidomyiidae
Product: peptide transporter family 1-like
Exons: 5
Biological process (GO): transmembrane transport
Cellular component (GO): membrane
Molecular function (GO): dipeptide transmembrane transporter activity
Source: RefSeq, a predicted model, not a curated record
AGAGGCAGCCGGUUGACAUAUCCAAAGGCCGUAAUAUUUGUGUUGCUCUCAAAGUUUUUUGAGGCAUUUGCUGCAAAUGGUGUCCGAACCGUAUUGGCGUUGUAUUUGCGGGAUUCGCUUAACUUUACCGAGGAAUCAUCGAUGACAUUUUAUCAUGUCUUUAAUUUUUUCAGUCAAUUUUGUCCAGUGUUUGGCGCGAUCAUAGCGGAUAGUUAUCUGGGCAAUGUAAAAACUAUAUUUUAUUUAUUCUUUUUCUAUGCCUGUGGAUGGAUCGGUAUGGUGAUUUUAACAUUGCCACUCCAAACGGUACCAAUCACAUCUUUGGUUCUUACAUCAUUAAUACUGAUAUCAAUUGGCAAUGGCAGUAUUCGUGCCUGUGUCACGAGUUUGGGCGGCUCACAGUUUGAGUUGCCGCAUCAAUCAAGGGAUUUGGAUCAAUACUUUUCGCAUUACUAUUUCAUUUAUACGCUUGGCAUUAUGUUGGCCAAAAUUAUUCCUCCCGAAAUUAGAGCACAAACUCAAUGCUUCGGGCAUAAGGAAUGCUAUGCUGCCGUUUUCGGUGCACUCGGUACCGUCUUUUUAGUCGCUUGGGUUGUUUUCUUGUUGGGUAUGUUCCUGUACAAAAACGAAGAAAUGGGCGAAUCAAAGAGCAACAUUCUAUUCCAAGUUAUUGGAUGCAUUUACACUGGCAUCAAACACAAAAUUAGGAAAAUGCGCAACGGCCCGUCAGCAUAUUGUACAUGGAUUGAUGGCGCUUUGGAGCACUAUUCGGACAAUUUUGUUCGGGAAGUUUGCGCCGUUAUCAAGGUGUUGAAAUUAUUUAUCCCGCUACCGAUGUACUGGGCCUUAUUCAAUCAAAUUGAUUCGAGUUGGACAUUCCAAUCGUCGUGUUUGAACACAACCGUGUUUGGCUUUCGAAUCGAAGCUGAUCAAGCGAAAGCAGUUGGCGCUUUGUUGCUUUUAAUUCUAAUACCACUUUGGCAAAACGUUGUGAUUCCUGCACUUCUGGUGUAUAACGUUCGAAUUUCACCUCUGAAAAGCAUGGCGAUGGGUGGCUUCAGUGCCGUGCUGUCAUUUUUCUGUGCUGGACUUCUGCAAGUUAAAAUUGAACAUUCACUUCUAUCAAACACCGGUGAACAAUGGUCUAUAUUGUGGCAAUUCCCACAAUUUCUAUUGAUAAUGUUGGGAGAAGUCAUGCUUUCAAUACCCGGCUUAUCCUUCUCAUUUAAACAAUCACCAUACUCGAUGCGAUCGGUAAUGACUGCUGCUUGGUUCUGUAAUAAUGCGUUCGGCAAUCUGAUUGUGAUCGCCAUUACGGAAUUAGAACCGUUCAAAUUACAAAGCUCUGGAUACUUUUUGUACGCAUUUCUGAUGCUCUUUGCAAUCAUUCUGUUCUGCUGGCUGGCUAGCACUUACCAAUACUCAUAUUUUGAUAAUGUUAGCGAUAGCCAUAAUGCAGCUGACAGCAAUGACAACCUACUCAAACGACGGCCGAGCAAUGUGCCAUAUUCAACUCUUUCAUCACAAGAUGGACUCGAUCUUCUUUUUUAACAUGUUGCUUUUAUUUAAUAAUCUCAUUUUUAUUUUUCCUGUUUAAGUAUGUUGAACGCGAAAAAGAUUUCAAUAAAGUCCAUUUAUUGUGAGAAAUUUUUGAAAAAAUAUUCCACUUCGAGCAAACAGUCUUCUUCAAGAUCAGUACAAUGGACGGCAUUUUUUUUUAUCAGACUCACAGCAAGUGUCAAUGACUUUGAUUCAAGUAAUAAUGUUGGUUGUUUUUUCUGGAUCUACUUUUGAGAUUUCGUCCAUAUUAUUGAGGUAAAAUACUGUAUCAGUCAUUGCACCGUUUCCAUAAUGAAGACCAGCUGAACUUUCAUCACUUAUUAACCGUUCGGGAUCUUUAAAAUAUUUUUAGAAAAAUAAAGAACAAUAUAUUUUAUCUGUGUCAAUUCUUAUUCAUAAUAUUGAAUAAAAAUAUUCGUCAAUCUGUAGAAA